Gaeumannomyces tritici R3-111a-1 is the source of this 2433-nucleotide messenger RNA. Its product is annotated as pre-mRNA-splicing factor CLF1. Gene Ontology annotation, cellular component: post-mRNA release spliceosomal complex; precatalytic spliceosome; U2-type catalytic step 2 spliceosome. Bases 259 to 2391 code for a protein of 710 amino acids. Gene Ontology annotation, molecular function: protein binding. Gene Ontology annotation, biological process: mRNA splicing, via spliceosome; spliceosomal complex assembly. Lineage: Eukaryota; Fungi; Ascomycota; Sordariomycetes; Magnaporthales; Magnaporthaceae. The transcript has a single exon. The record is from RefSeq and is a predicted model, not a curated record.
CGCGUCUUGAAAUGCAGCCUUCUUCCAGCCGACUACCCACGCAGAUACUUCCUACCGCCUCGGUAGGUAAGUGUCGAGACGUGGCGCCUUUAUACGCCUUGCGGAGCCCACGGCUGCACCCACGAAGCAUCCAUCAGUAGCCGACACUGACCUUGUCUGCCGGCUAGGCGCGCGACAAGUUGAGAAAGAAAAGGAACUAGGAGCACGAAAACCGGAACACAGAAACCAGAGCACUCGCGAAAAGGAACCGCAGCAACCAUGGAGUCCUCACGAGGCCCGCCCCAGGUCAAGAACAAGGCGGCUGCGCCGGUGCAGAUCUCGGCCGAACAGCUGCUCCGCGAGGCGGUGGACCGGCAGGAGGUGGCGCUACAGAAGCCGACGCAGCGGUUCGAGGACCUUGAGGAGCUGCACGAGUACCAAGGCCGCAAGCGGCGCGAGUUCGAGGACUACUGCCGGCGGUCGCGCAUCAGCCUCAAGAACUGGCUGCAGUACUCGGCGUGGGAGCUGGAGCAGAAGGAGUACGACCGCGCACGCAGCAUCUUCGAGCGCGCCCUCAACAUCCACGCCAACAACGUCACGCUCUGGAUCCGCUACGUCGAGGCCGAGCUCAAGGGCCGCAACAUCAACUUUGCCCGCAACGUGCUCGACCGCGCCGUCACCCACCUCCCGCGCAUCGACAAGCUGUGGUACAAGUAUGUCUGGGUCGAGGAGAUGCUGGGCAACGUGCCCGGCACCCGCCAGGUCUUUGACCGCUGGAUGGCCUGGAACCCGGACGAGGCCGCCUGGUCCUCCUACAUCAAGCUCGAGAAGCGCUACGGCGAGCACGACCGCGCCCGCGCCAUCUUCGAGCGUUUCACCCGCGUCCACCCGGAGCCGCGCAACUGGAUCAGAUGGGCCAAGUUCGAGGAGGAGGUCGGCACCAGCGACCGCGUCCGCGCCGUCUUCGAGCGCGCCAUCGACGAGCUGGCCCGCUACGGCGACGAGUUUGUCGAGGAGCGCCUCUUCAUCGCCUACGCCCGCUACGAGGCCAAGCUGCGCGACCUCGACCGCGCCCGCGCCAUCUACCGCUUCGGCCUCGACAACCUGCCCCGCUCCAGGUCCGCCCUGCUGCACAAGGAGUACACCACCUUUGAGAAGCAGUUUGGCGACCGCGAGGGCGUCGAGGACGUGGUCCUGUCCAAGCGCCGCCGCCACUACGAGGAGCUGGUCAAGGAGAACCCGAAAAACUACGACGUGUGGUUCGACUACGCCCGUCUCGAGGAGGCCUCGGGUGACGCGGGCCGCACCCGCGAAGUCUACGAGAAGGCCGUGGCCCAGGUGCCGCCGACGCAGGCCAAGCGCCACUGGCGCCGGUACAUCUACCUCUGGAUCUUCUUCGCGCUCUGGGAAGAGACGGAGGCGCGCAACCCGGAGCGCGCGCGGCAGGUAUACGACACGUGUCUGCAGCUCAUCCCGCACCGCGCCUUCACCUUCGCCAAGGUCUGGCUGCACAAGGCACACUUCGAGGUCCGCCAGGGCGAGCUGGGGACGGCGCGCAAGACGCUGGGCCGGGCCAUCGGCAUGUGCCCCAAAGACAGACUGUUCCGCGGCUACAUUGAGCUCGAGCAGAAGCUGUACGAGUUUGGCCGCUGCCGCAUCCUGUAUGAGAAGCACAUCGCCUUCAACCCGGCCAACUGCAGCACCUGGGUCAAGUGGUCCGAGCUCGAGCGCGGCCUCGACGACCUGGACCGGGCCCGGGCCAUCCUCGACAUGGGCAUCGCCCAGCCCGUGCUCGACAUGCCCGAGAUCGUGUGGAAGUCGUACAUCGACUUUGAGGAGGAGGAGGGCGAGUACGACAAGACGCGCACCCUGUACGAGCGCCUGCUGGACAAGACGGACCACCCCAAGGUCUGGAUCAGCUAUGCGCAGUUCGAGAUCAACGUGCCCGACCCCUCUGGAGAGGAGCAAAAUGAGGCCGAGCAGGGAGUGGAGGAGGAGGACGACGACCGGCCCGUCAGCGACGAGGCCAAGGCGCGCGCGCGCCGCGUCUUUGAGCGGGCGCACAAGGGCUUCAAGGACAAGGACAUGAAGGCCGAGCGCGUCGCCAUCCUGACGGCCUGGCUGUCGUUUGAGCGGACGCACGGGUCGGCCGCCGACGUCGACAGGAUGCAAGGGCAGAUGCCGCGCAAGACGAGGAAGAAGCGCAAGCUCGAGGACGGCACCGAGGAGGAGUUCUUCGACUACGUCUUCCCGGCCGACUACGAGGACAAGCAGAAGAAGCUCGACUUUUUGAGCAAGGCCAGGAUGUUCAAAAAGGCAGAGGCAGAGGCGCCGGCGCCGGCACCGGCGGCACCGGCGCCCGAGCCGAGCGGCAACGACAGCGGCAGCGACAGCGGCAGUGGGGAGGAGUAGCGUCGGCUUCGGAAAAAGAAAAAAAAGAGAAAAAAAGACACG